Messenger RNA from Colletotrichum destructivum, 1181 nucleotides. Its product is annotated as Putative GNAT domain, acyl-CoA N-acyltransferase. The coding region runs from base 212 to 1039 and encodes 275 amino acids. NCBI's taxonomy places the organism in Eukaryota, Fungi, Ascomycota, Sordariomycetes, Glomerellales, Glomerellaceae. Gene Ontology annotation, molecular function: protein-N-terminal-alanine acetyltransferase activity; protein N-terminal-serine acetyltransferase activity. The transcript has 2 exons. The record is from RefSeq and is a predicted model, not a curated record.
UUGCGCCCGAUGUUCCCUGUGACACUCAACCACCCCGCAUUUGAACCACCCAAAAAUGCCUCCUCACCCAGGCAUACCCAUCCAUCACUUCCAUCCAACACAACAUUUUCUAUUCUAUUCCAAGAACUCACGCCAAAUAAGUAUUCAAACACGGACUUUCACUCAGAGAAAUCCAUCGUCUUCAGUGACUUGCUAGGCCAGAACACCCAAGAUGUCCUCCAAGGUUCAGGUCCUGGGCGGAACUCCUACUGACAAAGAACUCGGCCCAACCGUCAGCACCCUCCCCGCUGCUGUACCAGACCGAUCCGUCGUUCUGCACGGCUCCCUCGCUACACUCGAACCUUGGUCAACGCCAACUCACUGGGCCAGAUUUUGGCGCAACCUCCAGCUACUUGAGAACCAAUGGUUGGUGGACUACUUUCCGUUCGACGAGGUCCGCUCGGAAGCGGACCUGCGCAAGCAACUCGACGAUCUGGCUGCUGUGCCGGAUGUUAUUUUGUACGCCGUCCUAGCUGAUCCGGCACACCUGAACCCGGUGAAAGCGGCGGAUGGAGAGGCAGGCUUUGUGGGGCAUGCAGAGGUGUUCGGAUUCAUGGCGUAUUCGCUGGCUGGUACGGCGCACCGUGAGAUUGAGGUGGGAGCGUUGUUUGCACCGGCGCUACAGCGGACGGCAGCGGCAACUGAGGCGCAUUACGUCAUGUUGAAGAAUGUGCUGGAGCCGGUUCGCGUGCAGGAAGGAAAGUCUCUGCCGUAUCGGAGAGUGUCGUGGAAGUGUAACAGUCUGAACGCGGCAUCCCGCCGGGCGGCGGAGCGGCUCGGGUAUGUGUAUGAGGGGACAUUGAGGAACCAUCAGAUUGUGAAGGGAAGGUCGAGGGAUACGAGUUGGUUUAGCAUAAUCGACAACGAGUGGCUAGUGAUAAGGAUUGCCUUGGAGAAGUGGUUGGAUCGGAGCAAUUUUGAUGAGCAUGGAAGGCAGGUGAAAGCGCUCGACAGUAUUCGGGCAGAGUUGACUGCAACAGCCGAGUAUUCUGACAAGUAAACAGCUACAUUUCAAAGGUGCAGCAUUUUCUCUAUCAGUAGAAUGUAAAGCUGUGUUUUUGUGCCUACAGCAGGAAAUCCGAUUCUAAAUGUACUAAUUAGCUUGAGCUAGCGAAAGUACAAUUUAGUAUCUUCCCUCAAAU